Sporothrix schenckii 1099-18 is the source of this 1128-nucleotide messenger RNA. RefSeq names its product D-amino acid oxidase protein. Lineage: Eukaryota; Fungi; Ascomycota; Sordariomycetes; Ophiostomatales; Ophiostomataceae. The record is from RefSeq and is a predicted model, not a curated record. The transcript has a single exon. The coding region runs from base 1 to 1128 and encodes 375 amino acids. Gene Ontology annotation, cellular component: cytoplasm. Gene Ontology annotation, molecular function: oxidoreductase activity.
AUGACCAUCGACAAGCCGCACGUCGUUGUUGUUGGUGCCGGUAUCGUCGGCGCCUCCAUCGCCUGGCACUUGGCGGCCCAGCACGGCCAGACCGUCACGGUGACCGUGGUGGCGCCCGACAUGGACCGCGGCGGCACGGCCACGCCCAACUCGUUUGCCUGGCUCAACGCCAACUUCAACAACGCCCGGCCCUACUUUGACGUCCGCCACCGCUCCAUGGCCCACUGGAAAGACCUGAUCCACGACGUGCCCGGCCUCGCCGAACUCGCCCGCUGGAACGGCACCGUCCAGUGGCAGCAAGACGAGGCGGACCUCGCGCGCUACAUUGAGCAGCACGCGCGCUGGGGCUACCAGGCGGCGCGCAUCACCAACGACGAGGUCCUGCGCCGCGAGCCGUGGCUGGCCGACGCCGGUCUGCCCGCUUGGGGCUGGGCGGCCGCGCUGCCGGGCGAGGGCAGCAUCGAGCCGGCGCGGGCGGCGCGGGCGCUGGUGGCCGACGCGCGGGCCCACGGCGCCGCGGUGCGCGAGGCGACCGUGGAACGCUUGUUGGUCGAGGGCGACAGGAUUGUCGGCGUCGUGCUCCCGUCCGGCUCCAUCAGGGCAGACCACGUCGUGCUCGCGGCCGGCCUGGGCACGGUCCCGCUCGCGGCCGCGGUCGGCGUCGCCGUCCCUGUCCACAGCCGCCCGGGCCUCAUUGUCCACUCCAAGCCCCUGGCCACCCGCCUCCUCCACGGCCUCGCCAUAUCCAACGGGCCCCAUAUGCGCCAGACCGUCGAGGGCCGCAUCAUUGCCGGCCGCCACUACUCGGGCGGCAGCCCCACCGCGGAUCCAGACGCCGAGGCCCACGUCUUUUUCAAAAAGGUGCAGGCCAUGUUCCGCUCCGAGCUCGACGGCGUGCCCUGCCCGCCCCUGGAACUCGACUUUUACACCGUCGGCUACCGGCCCGACCCCGACGACGGCCUGCCCAUUCUGGGGGACAGCGGGAGGCCGGGACUGACGCUGGCCGUGAUGCACUCGGGUGUCACGUUGGCCGCCUUUGUUGGCCAGACACUGGCCGAUUUGGUGGCCACGGGCACAAGGGACAAGGCGUUGGAGCAAUUUUCGCUGUCACGCUUCAGCAAGGGGUAG